UUUAAUUAAAUAUGACAGAAAUAGUUGGAAUUUCUAAUGAUAAGCUUGAGAAUCAAGAUAACCCUCAAUUAAUAAAUAUAGCAACAAUUGAUAAAAAUGGUUUGUCUAUUGAAAAUGCAUGGGUUAAGUUUCGUAAGGUAUUACGAGAGCCUUUUGCCGAAUUUCUUGCAUGUUUGGUGGUAUUUUUUUUUAUUUCUAGAUUGGUUGAGUUACUGAUAUAGAUGAUUCUUUUUGGUGAUGGAGUUGUUGCACAAGUUGUUCUAUCUGGUAGUACAAAAGGAAAUUAUCAAUCAAUUAACUGGGGUUGGGGUAUUGGAGUUAUGUUUGGUGUUUAUAUCAGUGGAGGAAUUUCUGGAGGACAUUUGAAUCCAUGUGUAACGCUUGCGAAUUGUGUCUUUCGAGGAUUUCCAUUCUGGAAGUUUCCUAUUUAUGCACUUUCUCAGACAGCUGGUUGUUUUUUCGGUGCAUUAAUUGUCUAUUUAAAUUAUUAUUCUGCAUUUGAUGCAUAUGAAGGAGCUGGUAAGAGAACUGUUGUUGGACCGACUGCAACCGCUUUUGUUUUUAGUACAUAUCCUGCUUCUUUUCUUUCGACAGGAAGGCAAUUUUUAUCUGAAGUUGUGGGUUCCGCUGCUCUUAUGGUUUGUAUUUUUGCUAUUUGUGACCAAUACAAUACUCCGGCAAAUGAUAAAGGCCCUUUGAUUAUUCUUUUUCUCAUUUUUGGCAUUGGAGCAUGCUUAGGUUGGCAAACGGGUUAUGCAAUUAAUAUGGCUCGUGAUUUAGGAACACGUCUUUUAUCUUAUGUCAUAGGUUAUGGUAAUGAAGUAUGGUCUGCUGGUCAUUAUUACUUUUGGGUGCCUAUAAUUGCACCUUUUAUAGGAUGUUUAUUGGGAGGGUUUUUAUAUGAUUUGUUUAUUUAUAUUGGAGUUGAAUCACCUCUGAAUUCUCCAUAUUUUGGCAUAAAACGGUUGUCUCGUAUGAUGUUUCAUUCUUCACUUCCACAACAUUGAUAAGAUUACUGCUUAAAUCUAGUAUUUAGG
This is a messenger RNA of Pneumocystis murina B123, 1037 nucleotides long. RefSeq lists its product as hypothetical. Gene Ontology annotation, cellular component: plasma membrane. Gene Ontology annotation, biological process: glycerol transmembrane transport; water transport. The transcript is spliced from 4 exons. The record is from RefSeq and is a predicted model, not a curated record. Bases 222 to 1007 code for a protein of 261 amino acids. Gene Ontology annotation, molecular function: glycerol channel activity; water channel activity. Lineage: Eukaryota; Fungi; Ascomycota; Pneumocystomycetes; Pneumocystales; Pneumocystaceae.